AAAAAAAUGUCGAAAUUGAAAGUUAGCAGAAAAGGUUAGGUGCGGCCAAAGGGCAAACAGAUUGUGGCGACAACAGCAGCUUAUCUUCAACCUCCAAUCUACGCUACUCCUUCUGUUGUCUUGCCUUCUGCUGCCAUGGAUUCCAAUCUCCCAAUCUCAGAAAACACAGAAGCCAUAUCCACAGAAGAUCAAAACCAAGACCAAAAGCAAAACCCACUUGCCAUUAUAUCUUCUCAGUCUCCAUUUGCAACUGCAUCGCUCUCCUUCUCUCUUCCCUCCACAAUCCUGCCUACCCAGUUUUUCAUUCAACCCAAAAUUUAUACUUUAUUUCCUUCUUCUCCAAACAAGGUCAAGGUACCCACUCAGGCCGCCUCUCUUACUCACCUCUCUCUGACUUCCUCCUCUCCCUCUCCCACCAAACUUUCCUUCAAGUCCACAAUCUCUGCCAACCCUCUCGCAAACCCUCUCUCUUUCGGUGCUCGGAGCCCGCUUGACCCGUCGAAUGGUGCUGCACUUCGUCGAGCCUCCAUUGUUUGGUUCCGUAAUGAUUUACGCACCCACGACAACGAAUGUCUCAACACUGCCAACAAUGAGUCCAUGUCUGUUUUGCCUGUCUUUUGUUUUGAUCCUAGAGAUUAUGGAAAAUCCUCUUCUGGGUUCGAUAAGACUGGACCUUAUCGCGCUCAAUUCUUGAUUGAAUCAGUAACUGACCUUCGCAAGAACCUCCAAGGUAAAGGGUCCGAUCUGGUUGUCAGGGUUGGGAAGCCAGAGACCGUCUUGGUGGAAUUGAUAAAGGCAAUAGGGGCUGAUGCGGUGUAUGCACAUAAAGAGGUGUCUCGUGAUGAGAUUGAAGCUGAAGAGAAGAUUGAGGCGGCGAUGAAGGAUGAGGGGGUGGAUGUGAAGUACUUUUGGGGGAGUACUUUGUACCAUUUAGAUGAUUUGCCUUUCAAGUUGGAGGAAAUGCCCACAAACCAUGGGAGUUUUAAGGGGAAAGUGCAGGGACUAGAAAUAAGGAAGACAAUUGAAGCAUUGGAUCAAUUGAAAGGGAUGCCAUCUCGUGGAGAUGUGGAGCCUGGAGAGAUUCCAUCUUUGCUGGAUUUGGGUGUCCAGUCAAACACCAAAAUUUCUCAGGACGGAAAGCCAGCUGCACACAACUCUAUGAUUGGAGGGGAGACAGAAGCACUUCAAAGGCUUAAAAAGUUUGCUACUGAGUGCCAACCGCAACCUCGUGAGGGAGCCAAGGGUGGGAGAGUUGACAGCAUAUAUGGUGCCAGCUUUUCCUGCAAAAUAUCUCCGUGGUUAGCCAUGGGUUGCCUAUCGCCUCGUUCUGUUUUCGAUGAGAUUAAGAAAUCUACUACAAGAACAUUUUCUGCUGCUACAAAGCGGAAUGAUGGUGGUAAUGGCUCACCGGGUACUGGAAUGAACUGGUUGAUGUUUGAGUUGUUGUGGAGGGAUUUCUUCAGAUUCAUUACCAAGAAGUAUGCUUCUGCAACGAAACAGGUUGAAGCUGCUCCAGCGACAGCAUGUACGGGUACUCUUGCUUGAGAAAGUAAUUACUUGAGAUGGAAAGGAAAUUUGUUUAUGGAUCUUUUAUUUUACUUUCCCGUAGUUAUUCAAAAUGUAGCUGCUACUUGCUAGACAUUGGAGAAUACCAUCUAUUAUUGAACUUUUGAUCUACGUGCCACUAUGAUUUUGUA
This is a messenger RNA of Tripterygium wilfordii, 1697 nucleotides long. RefSeq names its product blue-light photoreceptor PHR2. The record is from RefSeq and is a predicted model, not a curated record. Gene Ontology annotation, molecular function: FAD binding; DNA binding. The coding region runs from base 136 to 1545 and encodes 469 amino acids. NCBI's taxonomy places the organism in Eukaryota, Viridiplantae, Streptophyta, Magnoliopsida, Celastrales, Celastraceae. Gene Ontology annotation, biological process: photoreactive repair. The transcript is spliced from 4 exons.